GACCGAACCAAAAACAAAACAAAACGUAAACACUGUCUGAAAUCUGAAAGGGUGUGGGAAAUUUGAGCAAAAAUAUUUAAUCUUUUCCUUCCAUGCUGUAAUUACUUUCGGUCGACAUGCAGAACAUUAAGAUAAGACUUGCCUCGGAGCGAGUGAAUACCUCUCUGACUUUCGGAGAGGAGGGAGCUCCGCAUUUAUAUACACCUGGAGAAACCAUCACCGACAACCAACGUGUUAUGAGUGGUCAUGGUACUUACAUGGAUGAAGAAAAUAAAGAGGUUCUGAAAGCCUCCGUUGCUGGCACAGUUGAACGUGUCAACCAAUUGAUUUGUGUUCGUCCCAUCAAAUGCCGUUAUAUGGGGGAAAUAGGAGAUGUUGUUGUCGGAAGAAUAACCGAAGUUCAACAGAAGCGCUGGAAAGUUGAAACAAAUGCACGCCUUGACUCGGUCCUGUUAAUAUCAUCUGUGAACUUGCCUGGCGGUGAAUUGAGAAGAAGAUCUGCUGAGGAUGAACAGAUGAUGCGGAAAUAUCUACAGGAAGGUGAUCUUGUCAGUGCAGAAGUACAGAGCGUCUUUUCAGAUGGUUCCCUUUCAUUACAUACUAGGAGUUUGAAGUAUGGAAAGCUUUCUCAAGGGGUACUUGUAAAAGUACCACCUUCUCUUAUCUUGAGGAGGAAAAAUCACUUUCACAAUUUACUUUGUGGGGCCAGUGUUAUUCUUGGUAACAAUGGUCUUAUUUGGAUUUAUCCCACUAGUCCAGAGGAUGAUAGUGGAGUUGGUGGUUUCACCCAGAAUUUAGAACAGGUUAUUGACAAGGAGGAUAGAGAAAGAAUAGCACGGUUACGGAAUUGUAUUUUGUCGAUUUCUGCAAGCAAGCUGAUGUUAUUUGAUUCCUCUAUUCAAUAUGCCUUUGAAGAAUCAUUGAAUUACUCUAUCAAAGAGUUAUUAACUCCUGAGGUGAUGUUGGAUGUUGCUUUUCGCACAAGACAUAGGCUCCAAGCUUACAAAGACUCUUAGCCAUUUGAAGAAAGUAAAGUUUAUUGUACUGGUGUUUGUCAUGUGAGUUUGGCAUUAAAGAUUUCAGUAAUGGU
This is a messenger RNA of Frankliniella occidentalis (western flower thrips), 1090 nucleotides long. RefSeq names its product exosome complex component RRP4 (gene Rrp4). The record is from RefSeq and is a predicted model, not a curated record. The transcript has 6 exons. Bases 117 to 1016 code for a protein of 299 amino acids. Gene Ontology annotation, cellular component: cytoplasmic exosome (RNase complex); nuclear exosome (RNase complex). Gene Ontology annotation, biological process: poly(A)-dependent snoRNA 3'-end processing; nuclear polyadenylation-dependent rRNA catabolic process; CUT catabolic process. NCBI's taxonomy places the organism in Eukaryota, Metazoa, Arthropoda, Insecta, Thysanoptera, Thripidae. Gene Ontology annotation, molecular function: RNA binding.